CAUUUAGGCCCAACACAAGUCAUACACAUUCAAUAGCAUUCAAAAAUCUAAUCCUUAUUCUCAAUACUUUUCUUAAACCAUUUCUUUCUCAAAUCAUCACAACAAUGGGUUUUCGUUUACCUGGCAUCAGAAAGGAAAUAUUUGCAGCAAAUCCAGCAUCUUCAAAAGUGCCGGAUGUGCCAAAGGGGUAUCUUGCAGUCUAUGUGGGAGAGAAAAUGAAGCGGUUUGUGAUCCCUGUAUCAUACUUGAACCAACCUUCAUUCCAAGACUUGUUGAACCAAGCUGAGGAAGAGUUUGGAUAUGAUCAUCCCAUGGGUGGCCUCACAAUUCCUUGCAGUGAAGAUGUCUUCCAUCAUAUAACUUCAUGCUUGAAUUGACAGAAAAUCUAACAGUUUUUUUAGGAGACUGACAUAGAUUAGUGGAAAUAUUUCUGACAAUAGGCUUCUUCUCAAUUUGUAUAGAUCUCCUUUUCUUGAAAGCAAAGGAAGAGAAACGGAAUGACAUAAUUCCAGUAUACCAUAUUGUUUUGUUUAUUUUAAUUAGUAAUUACAAAGAAUUCAAGUA
Molecule: messenger RNA, 564 nt
Organism: Cajanus cajan (pigeon pea)
Lineage: Eukaryota; Viridiplantae; Streptophyta; Magnoliopsida; Fabales; Fabaceae
Product: auxin-induced protein 15A
Biological process (GO): response to auxin
Source: RefSeq, a predicted model, not a curated record